This is a messenger RNA of Sceloporus undulatus (fence lizard), 4972 nucleotides long. RefSeq names its product protein NPAT. The transcript has 18 exons. Gene Ontology annotation, cellular component: nucleus. The record is from RefSeq and is a predicted model, not a curated record. Gene Ontology annotation, molecular function: protein binding; transcription coregulator activity. NCBI's taxonomy places the organism in Eukaryota, Metazoa, Chordata, Lepidosauria, Squamata, Phrynosomatidae. The coding region runs from base 186 to 4445 and encodes 1419 amino acids.
UCUUCUUCCCCGGAAGCCUUUGGGCGGGUCGAGUUUGCUGAGGGAGUUUGCUGCUGGAGCGGAGGCGGCUUUUGGGCGCCCUUUCUGGGCUCCAGCAGCAGAGGAGGAGCAGCGCAGUGCGUCUCUGCGAGGGAAGGGGCUCCUUUGGAGGGAGAGGGGUGGGAACCCUCUCCCUCCUGCUGGCCAUGUUGCUGCCGUCCGACGUCGCCCGCCUCGUCCUGGGCUAUUUACAACAAGAAAAGCUUUUAGCCACAUGCCAAGCAUUUAUAUUGGAAAGUUCAGAUUUAAAAGAAUAUGCAGAACAUUGUACAGGAGAAGGAUUUGUGCCAGCUUGUCUAUUGUCUCUGUUUGGAAAAAACCUAAUCACCAUACUGAAUGAGUAUGUAACAUUGAAAUCCAAAGAAGCACCAAAUGAUGUUCCUGCCAUGAUGUCAUCCUUAUGGAAGAAGUUAGACUACACACUUGCGCAAAUCAGAAUCAUGCAGAUGUCUAGUGGAUUUGCUGCUCAUCAACGAAGCCGCACAAGAAGUGCAAUUGCAGAUAUGAAAAAGCAGAAGUGUCUUCAGCAAUCAUCAUCCUCAAAUUUAGGAAUGUCAUCUGUCACUCAUCAGCCAGGACAACUGAAUUCUUUUCCAAUGACAGCCACACAAGUUGUUCUUAAACCUGUUAUAACUCCAAGUCCAGCUCAUAUUAGACCACUGGGUUCUUCAUCUGCACAUCAGGGUGAAAUUCAGGAAAGCCAUGUUGGUGCAGAAGAUUCUCUGAAUUUGGUUUCUACCUUUCAAGAACGGAAGCUUCAUUCAAGUGUGAUGUCUCCUGGAAAAAGGAGAAGUGACUCCCAGAAGAAAAAAAACAUAGGAUCAUCUGGAUCACAGUCAUCUGACUGUGACUUGCAGGAUUCUCUCACAGCAGAAGAAGAAAGCUCACCCAUGGAAGAAGAACGUGAUCAGCUAGAAUUUAUCGAUGGUGACCUUCCUCAAAUGAUUAUUGAAAAUGCCAGAGAGAAAAUUCUGAGCAACAAAUGUCUCCAGGAGAAGCUUGCUGAAAAUAUUAACAAAUUCUUGGGAAGUGAUGGUAAUAUUUCUCAGGCAGCAAAGCAAGCAGAGAGUGGUCCAACAAUACAAGAAUCUUCAAUUGAUGAAUUCCUUGACCUUCAGCAGAGUGAAAUUCACAUGACGGAAGAAGCUAUCCAGGAGAUUCUGGAGAAAACUGAGUCAGAUCCAGCAUUUCAAGGGCUCUAUGAUAUAUUUGAUUUUGGUAAAACCAAAGGGAAUAGAAAUGCUCCUCAUGGUAUUUCUACACAGGGAGGAGGAAUAGAAAAUGCAAUCUUGGUGGAUGAAGAAAACCUAGAAGCACUUGAAAGUUAUAUUGCAACAAAGGAGCUUGGUGAUAAUUCUCAAGGAUGCCUGCCAUACACAGAUGAUUCAAAAGAGACAUGCAUCCUGAAGACUGAUUGUAAUGGUAGUGAUGGGACUAUGGCAGAACAUCUGAAGAUGCAAGUUGUAGCCACCGGAGAAUUUCCUGGGGGCUCUAAAGAGACGAGUGACAGUGAAUCAGUUGAAACACCUGGAUGUAAAAAUACCCUUGAAUCUGGAGAUAGUCAGUUCACUCAUCCAGAGUUCACUGGUGGGCACAAUGUAGGAACCUACAACCAACAAGGAACAGCAAUAAGAGACUGUGAAAUGGAAAAGGAUCUAUUAUGUCAAGAUGUUCAACCCUUACCUGAUUUGCAGUAUGAUCAUUUGGUUGCUCCACAGACAUCACUAGCUGGUAGUGCCGAAUGUUGCUCAGUGCCAAAUAAUAUAUCUGAAAAGACAAAUGCAAAAUUGCUAACCCCUCCAAGAACUGGUGACAGUGAAAUUAUGAAAGGAUAUAUAGUCAGCCCUAUCCGUUCUGCAGAAUCAGAGAAAAAUCUGGAGCAGAUAACGAAGCAAUCAAUGAUGAUUCCUGAACCUGGUCCACAAAACCAGAACUGCCCACCUCUCUCUCACUGUCAAAGCCAGGAGAAAUUAGAAUCCGAUUCCAGCACAGCACUUGGGAAUACAUCUGAUCCAAAUUCUGUAGAAGUCCAGCUUGGUGUUGUAGAUACUUCCAACAGUCUACGUUCUGAUGAUCCUUCUGACCAUCAAGAAUCCUGUUCAGAACACCAAACACAGAAUUUGGAGGAUUCAGGGAUUGCACAGGUAGACAUGCAAGAGCCAUCAUCUUCUACAAAAGCAGAUGCUGACAGCAUGUUUCUGGCUUCUGACAGUGAGAUGCAUACAGAACUGUCUACUGAAAACAGCUCUACUUCACCCACUGUGUCCCAUUCUCCUGCUCCAGUGGGAGAAUCAAGUCCAGGUAACAAAGUUGCUGCUACUGUUUCAUCUAGUAGUCAAGCCACAAAUGUAGAUCCCUCCAGUAUAGUUUCUCUAAAAAUUAUUAUUAGUGAUGACCCAUUCAUUUCAUCAGAUACUGAACUGAACAGUGCUGUUUCCAGCAUCACUGGAGAAAAUAUGCCAACUAUCAUACUGUCUUCCCCAGGUCAAUCACCAGCCAAGAUGACAAGGCCAUCCAACUGCAGAACUUCAGAAGAGAGUGAAAAGAUAGGCGAUGCAGCAUUGAUGGAGCAGAAUCUUCUUGUCCUCCGACCUCAAGACUCUAUUGCAAGUACACUCAACGUACAGAAUGAAGAGUGUGCUGUUUUUUCAAUUUCUGGAGCAUCGAAUGUUGCCAAGGACGGGGGAUUUAUACAGCUAAUGCCAGCAACAACUGCAUCCUUUAACAACUCCAACAGUGUUUAUAUUGCCACCUGUGUGACUGAGCCAGCAGCUUUGAGUACAAAUGUCACUUCAUCCAAUUUGGUUGUGUUGCCUGGGAGUUCAACAGCUCUUGCAUCACAGGUUCCUACACCGCAGCAGUUACGGACUCCUCCCAGAACAAAUAACUUGUUUACCAUGAAUCCACCAAUGUCUCCAAACUUUCCACAGGGUUCUGCCAUCAUAAUUACAUCUCCAGUACAGCCUGUAUUACAGGGCAUGGUGGGAAUGAUUCCUGUAUCUAUCAUGGGACAAAGUGGAAAUACAUUUUCAGAUCCAUCCCCACAGAUUCUGCACCUGCCAAUACAGGCUUCUUUAGGGAGGGGAAGUGUUCCUAAACUACCUCUCCCUCCCAAAUCUCAGAGGAUCCCAAGAAAUAAGUCAAACACAGGAAGGAUGGUGCCGAGUGGAUCAGAAAUUGUAAACUGUCCUGGUUCCCAAGUACAAAGAAUUGGAAACUCAGACAAGAACACCUGUGGAGAUGUAAAAAAGAAGCUGGAAGUUGUUGCUGGUGACACCACAAGUUCCAUUUCCAAACAGAGUGAGAGUCACAGAAGAGUGCUAUGCUUUGACAAGGCCCUGGCUACUCCAGUAGGCAACACACACGUAUCACAGAAAGAAAGGAAGGAAAAUCCUUUAGUCCCUGGAAAUUCUCCCAAUACUGUGCUUUCACCUGGUAAAAUCCAGUCCAGUAAGAGGGAACGUGAGAGAACUUUACCUAGGAUUUUAUGUAAGCCUGACAUUACUAACAGAAGUUCUGCUGUGAAGGAAAUUCAGUCUGAGAGGAAGAGUUCAGGUCCAGGACUGGCCUCAGAUGUGUUAAGAAAGCAGACAGCGAAUAAAGAGAAUGAACUAGAAAGGACUGUUGACAGAACCCCCCAAAAUCAAGAGGUAGCAACCUUACCCAGUAGCCAACAAAAUAUUAGUUUUCAUAAUGAGAAGAAUAGCUCUUUAUCUCAAGAACUGACUAAAAAACAAGGCCUCCAGUCAAAUACAAAUAGCAAAAAUUCAGGAGUUUUGCCUUCCAAGGAGCCAAAAAAAGAUCAAGGAAAAUCUCCCAACCAGUCCCAUUCUUUGACCAGUCCUUUGACUAAACAAGCUGUGGAAAUAUUCCAUGACAUUCAGAGGCAGAGCCCUGCUAGUAAACAACCUGAGAGUGUGGAUUUGCCCCGUACCCCUUCGGGAAUGGGUGAUAGACACUCUGAUGAUUCUUUUGAUAUUGUAAGGACACCAACAUGUAGACGGUACAGUGAGGACAGUACAACCCCUAGGAUCAUGGUCCCUCCAGCUACUCCUGACUUGCCAGCCUGUAGCCCAGCAAGUGAAACUAGCAGUGAAAAUAGUGUUAGCAUGGCUGCCCACACUUUGAUGAUCCUUUCACGAGCUGCUAUUGCAAGGACUAGUGCAGCUACUCCUCUUAAAGACAAUACCCAACAGUUGAAGUCUUUAAGAAGUGCAGCCAAAAAAAGAAAGCAGGAAGAUUUGGUUGAAUGUGAAAAGAGUUCCCGCACAGCUAAUAAAAAAGAUCUCCAGAACUUUACAGUGCCAAUAAAAAAGAAGAAAGUAAAGCAGAAGAAGCUCCCAAUUGCCUUUCCUGCUGGUAUGGAUGUGGAUAAGUUCUUGUUAUCGCUGCAUUAUGAUGAAUAAAUAGCAAUCUCCUUUUAAUACCUGCUGACACAUUCGAGAGGAGAGAACAAAUUGAACUGAGGCUUGAGAUGCACACUCAGUGCAUUGCAAUUCUACUUCUUAAGACAGUCAAGGAGGUUCUUUCAAAAGUUGUUAGGUGCUUAUGAAUAAGGGAGCUCUUAACUGGCUCUGUGUUAAAUUUACACAGUUGUACUUGGUGGAAUGAUGUAAAUAUUGUACAGUUGUUAACGUUGUAAAACAACAAGAUACUAUUUUUAACACCAAGUGUUGGUUAUUUUCUGCCAAAAUGUGCACAUUAUCAGUUGAAACUGCUUUUUAUAGUGUGAAACACCCAUAAUAUGCUUAGAGAGAGGUAUGUUCCAUUGAAUGGCGAAGUUUAUACUGAAGUAAUUGUACUUGGGAUGAAUGCCUAGGACAGAAUCUAACCAAGCUUCAGACAAUUGGUUUUAGCUGAAGAACAGAUAAGAGUUAAUAAUUGGCCCAAGACUUUAACAGAUACCUAGUAAACUCUAAAUCUGACAAUUUAA